AUGAAAGCUGAGCUGGGAUCCAUAGACGAGAUGGGCUUGCUGCGCUUUGUGGCAGACGAAGAAGGCGUGCAGAACAAGUGUUUUCACUUCUUGCACAGCUACAUAGGCAUUCGAGGAGCGAUUUGCCCGGAGAUUUCACAUCCCAAGUGGAACUGCUGGAAGCGAGCCGUGAAACAUUCUGGCAUGAAUUACGAUGUCAUGCGCUUGACCAUUGCGGCCAACUACGGCCACGGCACAAAGCUCACAGGCGAGCGUGUCUCGAUGCGACGAGAGUACUUGGAGACGUGGCUACUAAAACAGGAUGAGGAAUACUUCGAAGAGAUUUCAGAAGAAAUCAACCACGACCGUGGGCAAAGAGGAAUGACCAGCGACGCCGUGCAAGCCUCGGUCACAGAUUUCUUGGAAUCGCCCCUGAUAAAACGACGUGCGCACUACGCCAAGAACAAGAGUUGGUUCGGCUGCUUGACCUGUUUCAAGAUGCUCCUACGUGACUGGACAGUGUUGCGUGAAGCUGCUCGGGCGGUGGUGGUCGAGUCUAACGGUUUGGCAGACGAAGAGGAGCUGCACAGGCAAGGGGAGGCUGCGAGUGACGACGGAGACGGCAACGCCGGAGAAGACGAUGGUGCAGCAAGCGAAGCGCCAGCUGCACAGGAGAAGCAGACCAAGUCAGAUUUUUACGCUGCCUACAAGAAGAAGGGCCCCCACCAAAUGCAAUUGGACAUCCUGUCUGAUGACCGCCUGCGUUGCAGUGCGGAGAUCCUGUGCCGGGUUACCAGGCCAUUGCACAAGCGCUACCAAUUUGAUCUGCAAGCGCAGAAAGAGGGAUUGGAAAAGACUUUGCAAUGGAACGCGGAGCGCUGUGUUGGAAGCAGUUUGGAAGCCACCAACGAGAUCCUAGUAAGCACCGCGAGCCCCGCAUUGUACGCGGCCAUGAAGAUGACGCCCCACUGCAGCCCCUGUGCCACACCCGAUAUGUUGCCGGAUGAAAUGGAGCUAGCGAAACAAGCUUUCACUUUUGCAUCACAUUUGGCUGGCAACUUUGCGUGGUCGGAACUGCUGCACCAGUUUACGUUGCCACUGGCUGCUGGCUCCUUGCUGCUGGCGGAUGAAGAAAAGGGCCAAAGAGCUCUUCGCAGAAUCGGCGCUCUCAUUGACGCCGUGGUCAAAGCUGAAGACAUGAUGAAGACAAAACCUGGAUUGGCGCAGCUGUUGCAAGACUUGGCUUUUCAAGAAGAGAGCCUCGCGCGAGAGGUCAUGAUCCGCUUGCGAAAAGCACAGUACAAGCUUGAUCACCCUGAAGCUCAAACCGUGGUUCGACUCAUGCGCAGCUUUUUCGGGGGCAGCAGUUCCACCAAAGAGAUUUUGGAAUCGUGUUUCGGUCAUCUAGCAGAUGUAAUCAGCAGGUCCAACAAGAACAAGCGCACGAGCAAGCUGGGGACGUGGCUGUAUUGUACCAGCUCGGGUUUCAUCGAAUCCUCAGGAAUGAAGCAGCUUUUGCCAGGGCCAUCUGAUUGGAUGAAAUGGCUUCCGAGGUACGGGAACGCCAAAGACGAGUGGAUGCAGACAUUCAACAAGGCGUUCAACAUUGCUGGUACUGCCCUCCCCGAAGCGGAGGACAUGGAGUUUCCCAAGACACCGGAAGGUGUAGUGAAAACAAAGUGGAGGCUGGCGGGACCUCUAUCUCACUACAAGAGCGCGGCUGCCGCGUGCUACCUCCUCAAAGAUUCAGACUCUGGGUUUCGGAACCUGACAAUGGCUUGGGCAAGCCGUGCAUUGCUCUUCAAGGGGGCCAUUUUUUGGGAGCGCUCCAAAGACGUUUUCAUGCUCUCGCUGGGCUUCGUCGGAUGGUGCGCGCUUGGCGUACGGUUGCAGCGGCACAAGGUUGGCCAGCAGGAGUUCUUAUCCGUUGACCCCAAUCACAAAGGCGUGGAGAUGCUGUUCAAUUUCACAGUGACCGAAAACUCAGCAUGGAUGUUCGUCGUUCAUGAGGUUCUCCCACCAGCUUGUGUUCCAGACUCCUUGCACCACUGUGGGUCGUGCAUACAUGUGAAGUCAAAGGAAUGGAUCCUGCGUGCGGCACUUCUUCGCCAGCAAACGAUCAAGUUCAACAGAAAUCAACUGGUCCACAUGUGUACCUCUUUGCGGGUGGCUUUGCCAGAGGCCAGACAGGGCUCCGGAAAAAAAGGAGGUCGGAUCAAUAUUGAUUACGUUCGUGCACUUGUGCGGCAUCUUUUGCCGGCUGCGCCUCAAGAAGAAGUGCAGCAGCAGGUGGCUGCAAUCAUGGGCAAGCAAAAGGCACGUGUGGACAUGGGCGUGUUGGCCAUGGUUUCCGAAAUGGAUGUUGACAAUGCAGAUGCCUUUAAGGAACUGAAGAAGCAAGCCAUGCAACAGUUUGAGGAGGAGGUGUCCAAGACUGGUGAGAAGCGUGCGGUCAAGAGCAUGAAGGAUGCACAGGAUCGCGCAGAAGCAGAACGGAAGGUAGCAGAGGCUGCCAAGAAGCGUGAAGACAAGCAAGAACAGCAACGACAGGCAGAACGCAAGAAGCAAUGGGAUUUGACGCCAGCCGAUCUCAAGAAACUGCUGCCGGGGGCCGGCACCAUCACUUCUACCUUCUGGAUGCGAUACCAGCCUUUGCAGAAGUUUUGGAAGGUUGAAUACCCGAUCGGUGCCUUCACUGAUUACGGACUUUGA
Messenger RNA from Symbiodinium sp. CCMP2592, 2691 nucleotides. NCBI's taxonomy places the organism in Eukaryota, Dinophyceae, Suessiales, Symbiodiniaceae. The record is from the annotation of a GenBank genome assembly.